Messenger RNA from Oreochromis aureus, 8703 nucleotides. It is a transcript of the gene unc5db, whose product is annotated as unc-5 netrin receptor Db. Gene Ontology annotation, molecular function: netrin receptor activity; protein binding. The record is from RefSeq and is a predicted model, not a curated record. NCBI's taxonomy places the organism in Eukaryota, Metazoa, Chordata, Actinopteri, Cichliformes, Cichlidae. Gene Ontology annotation, biological process: netrin-activated signaling pathway. Gene Ontology annotation, cellular component: membrane. Bases 608 to 3496 code for a protein of 962 amino acids. The transcript is spliced from 17 exons.
UUCUGUUGAUCAGUGCUCUACUUUGGCUAUAAUUGAUCAGAUUAUACCGGACACCGUGAGACACAGCUUUGUGCUGGUUGGAAAUGAAGCCGUUUUCCUCCCACUUUUCUUCUUCGGACAGUUUCUCCAAACCUGUAAACUGUAUCAUCAUCCCUCAAGCCUUCGCUGGGCUGCUUGGUGCGUUACUGUAAAAGAAGAAACAUUUGACUGAUUAGGCCUACGAGUAGCCUACCACUCCGUCUCCUCCUCUCCGCCUUUCUCACUCUGCCAUUGGUUAGCACGGGGCAGGCUCCGGGAUGAUGAUGCCUGGAAAGGGGGGUAAACUCGGAGCGCACGUCUCCCCUGCUGCGCACACACGCACAGCAAAAGUGAAGUGAAGAUGCUUUUUCCCUUUCGACAAACAGUCCAGCCCGCGAGCCGUUCACUUCUCCUGCUGCCGCUGCUCCUCCUUCUCCCAACAGAGCGUCCAACUGUCCGCUUCCCUGGUUUACACGAGGAACUUGCGCAGCCGGGGCUCGUCCAGCUCGGAGGAGGAGGCAAGAGCAGGCAUCAGAGACCCGGAGCACCGUCGGCUCUAUAGCGUAUCCGUGGAGAGCUACGCGUCGGUAUGGACGCGCUGACAAAAGGACGUUACCUCGUUCUGAGGGGCCUCCUGCUGCUUAUUUAUUGUACAGCAUCGGUCAUCUCCAAAGGUGGUGCCACAGGUGAUGCUCAACCAGAUGCUGUACCUUCGGUACAGGGCACCCUGCCCCACUUCAUCCAGGAGCCGGAGGAUGCCUACAUUGUCAAAAGUAACCCUAUCAAGCUGCGCUGUCGAGCUGUGCCUGCCUUACAGAUCUUCUUCAAAUGCAAUGGGGAGUGGGUUCAUCAGAACGAGCACUUCUCUCACGAGUACAAGGACCUCAACACUGGACUGAAGGUGCGUGAAGUGAUGAUCAACGUGUCACGCCAGCAGGUGGAAGAUUUCCAUGGCCCCGAGGACUACUGGUGUCUCUGUGUUGCCUGGAGCCACUUGGGCACAUCCAAGAGUCGAAAGGCUACUGUUCGCAUCGCUUACCUGAGGAAAAACUUUGAGCAGGACCCCCAGGGGAAGGAGGUGCCAAUCAAUGGGAUGAUCGUUCUGCACUGUCGUCCUCCGGAGGGAGUGCCCGCUGCAGAGGUGGAGUGGCUGAAAAAUGAAGAGCUGGUGAGCUCCCUGACGGAUGACAACAUCGACACCCGAGCUGACCACAACCUCAUCAUCAACGAAGCGCGCCUGUCCGACUCAGGCAACUACACCUGUCUGGCCAGCAACGUUGUGGCAAAGAGACGUAGCGCCACGGCAACUGUGAUAGUCUUUGUGAAUGGCGGCUGGUCCCUGUGGACGGAGUGGUCGGCCUGUAAUGCGCCGUGUGGGCGGGGUGUCCAGAAGCGAUCUCGGACCUGCACGAACCCGGCACCACUGAAUGGCGGGGCCUUCUGCGAGGGCAUGUCCGUACAGAAGAUCACUUGCAACGCGCCCUGUCCAAUUGAUGGAGGCUGGAAUGAGUGGAGCCAGUGGACAGUGUGCAGCAGUCAGUGUGAAAGGCAGCGAACUCGGGAAUGCAACUCCCCAGUACCCAGACACCGAGGCAAAAUGUGCGAAGGGAACAGUGAGGCCACUGAGAACUGCACAGAUGGACUGUGUACCCAGAAUCGAAAGCUGCUACAUGACGUUAAACCUCAAAGUAUGGAGAGCUCCAAUGAUGUGGCUUUGUACUCAGGCCUUGGAGCCGGCAUAAUCACCGUUGCAAUCCUUGUGGUGGCUGUCAUGCUGUACAGGAAAAAUCACAGCGAGUACGGCGUGGACGUUAUUGACUCCUCUGCGCUCACCGGGGGUUUCCAGUCUUUCAACUUCAAGAACACCAGACAAGGAAACCCGUUGCUUCUCAACUCCUCCAUGCAGCCAGACUUAACAGUGGGCCGGACAUACAGCACUCCCCUCUGCUUCCAGGACAGCACAGAUAAAGAGCUCUUUGACCCCCUGCCAGACAUCAAGGUCAAAGUUCAGAGCUCCUUUAUGGUUUCACUAGGUGUGGCCGAGAGGGCGGAGUUUCACGCCAAAGCUCCAGCUGAGACCUUCCCGCGAGAUCUGAGCCGGGACUAUUGCAGCACCAUGGACAGAAGGAAGAAGGGCCUGCUUACCCUCAAUGGGCCCUUCAGCUCCUGCAAAGAGCCGCUGAGGACCACCGGUGUGUUUGGUCACCAUGGAGGGAGGCUGGUUGUGCCAAACACAGGGGUCAGCCUCCUGGUGCCUCAUGGAUCCGUGGCUGAAAAUAUGUCCUGGGAGAUGUACAUGGUGAUCAAUCAGGGAGAAGCAAGUGUCCAAACACUGGACAGCUGUGAAAUCCUCCUGGGCCCAGAGGUAACAUACGGACCUCCUGGCCUGGAUCUCUUCUGCCCGGUGGCCAUGACCAUCGCCCACUGUGCAGAGGUGGACGCCGAGAACUGGAACAUCCAGCUCAAGAGGAGAACCCAGGACAGCAAAUGGGAGGAAGUCAUGUCAGUGGAGGAGGAAUCCACCUCAUGUUAUUGCCUGAUGGACUCGACAAGCUGCCACUUGCUGCUGGACCAGCCUGGCUCUUACGCCCUCGUGGGUGAGCCCCUAACGCAGGCUGCCAUCAAAAGGCUGAAGCUGGCUGUGUUUGGAACCAUGGAGGUUGGAUCCAUGAGCUACACCUUGCGGGUGUACUGUGUGGACGACACGCCACAUGCCUUUCAGGGAGUGGUGGCUGCAGAGAAGACCAGAGGCGGUCAGCUCCUUGAGGAGCCAAAGAUGUUGCCUUUCCGAGCAAACACCUUCAGCCUGCAGGUGUCCAUCCAGGAUGUUCCCCAGUUUCUGUGGAGCAUCAAACCCUUUACCACAUGUCAGGAAUUCUCGUUCCCCCAAGUGUGGUGCAGCAACCAGCAGCCCCUGCACUGUGCCUUCUCUCUGGAGAGAUACAGCCCUGCCACCGCCCAGCUCUCCUGCAAAAUCAGCGUGCGCCAGGUCAAAGGCCACGAGCAGAUUCUGCAGGUCUAUACGGCUGUGGCCGAGACCGAAAAGGAGUCAGUUCCAUUUUUUAUGCAGACAGACUGCACCAUCACGUCCCAGACGGGGCCCAAGGCCUUCAAAAUCCCCCUGUCCAUCCGCCAGAGGAUCUGUGCCACCUUCGACACUGCCAACGCCAAGGGCAAGGACUGGCAACUCUUAGCCCAAAAGCUCCACUUAGAUCGAAACCUGGGGUAUUUUGCAAAGCAGCGGAGUCCGUCUGCGGUCAUACUAAGCCUGUGGGAGGCUCGUCACCAGGACACUUCUGACCUUGACUCUCUAGCCAGUGCCCUGGAGGAGAUUGGAAAGAUCCACUCCAAAAGUUCCCCCAAGGACCAGGACGAGUGUGAGUCUGACUCCAUUCACAUACAAGCAAGCAGUCUGUACGGAACAGGCAGACUAACCAGUCAGAAUACAGAGGACUGCGCUUCUGAAUACACAGGCUGAGAGAGGAGAGAGAGCCAGUAAAAACUGACAGACUGACAUAUAUAUCUGUGUACGCACACAGUCAGUGAUGGACAACACACUGUGGCGGUGCGGUAGAAGGUCACGAGGUGAGUAGACGGUGCCAGUGUUCAACACGGCGACCGAUCACAACAGGUCGAGGUGAGCCGGCACCUGCUGUGGAUCUGCCCCUCUCUUUUAAGAACCCGUCUGAGGCUGGACUGUAAAUCUUUGUCUGCCUUUCCACUCAGUCCUUUCUGUUUGUUUCUAACUUCUUUUAUUUUAGGUUGAUGUGAAUUUAUUCCCCUUUGUGUCUGCUAUUGUCUGAACCCGCAUUAGAGGAGAAGGGAGCUCCUUUUCCAGCAGUCCACACGCUUGCAUAUAACUUUGAAUAUGCAAAUAAGAUGAUACAAUUGUGGCGUAAUGUUAGUCGCCUAUGUUUGAUCUGACACUCCCCUCCCCAUGUCAACAAAUGAAAAAAGACUUAAAAGCUAGUUUUUCUUUUCUUUUAAUGUCCACUGUUAUAUUUUUUAAUGGGAAGCUCCUGAUUGCUUAAAUGUUGUGCUAGUGAACUUUCAAGGCAGGUAUCUUCAAAAUCACCUGUUUUUAUUUAUUAAGAGAAAAAAAUCCCCAAACCUAAAUUUUAGCACUUAUGUGAUCAUUUAUGCAAAAAAUAAUCAUAAAUAUAUCAUCCCCAGUUUUACUCGAAAAAAAAAAGUAAGAAAGAAAACGAGCCAUUGGUUGUGGCGUAAUGUGGCAGAGUGAGAUUUCUAACCGUGGCAUUACAAUACAUUACAGUUUCCUCCAGCGGCCUAUAGAGAGGGAGGAAGCUGUAAAACAUCAUUUCCUGGCACCGUGGGGAGGUCAUCGCUACGUCUUAUCAUCCACUUCCCACCAUUAACACCCGUCACACAGACCUCAUAUCAGCCCCCGACACACCCAGCUGCCCCGUCUACCACCCACACACACAAAUACACAACUCACACACCACACUAACAUUUCGCGGCUGUAGAGGUCACAUAUUUUCAUAUUAUUCAAAAAACAACAAAGGAAUACAGACAGUGUCAGACAUAUAUAACAUACAGUAACCGUAUAUACUGUAUAUAAAUCCCACAUCAUGCUGAGGGAAUAAGGGAAAAUGUCAUAGUCAUGUGAGGUAAUGGUAAGUGAAAUGUUUGAUGACCUCGAGGUCGAAAUAUAUUGAAACAUUAACCCCUCAUCUUUAUAUUUGAACACACACUAAGGUUUGAAGCUGUCAGAGCUUUAGCUAGUGUUUGGAGGAAGCGUCUUUGUAAUUAUUUAAGACUCUUAAUUCAAGGUUCAAUUAAGUACUUUUUACAUCAGAUAUAUUCAAAAACAUCACCCAGUGUUCUUGCAGUGGAGAGAUUUGUAUGACUGAAAUCACAGCGGGUCUCAUAACAGCCUUCACCUUGCUAGAGAGGUGCAUGCUGGGUGAAUAAGGCCAAAUUAUGCAAAAUUAUAUUUUCUCACGUACUCCUGGCAGUCUCUAGCCGUGAACUUUCAGGUUAGAAUUUUCUGAUAUGUGCCACUGAGAUUUCUGUCUGCAACCCUGGUGAACGGAAUGUCCUUUGCUCUGCACCUAGCAAUGAAAAAUUCCACGGAGAGUCUCACUAAUUUAUACUGAAACAGAAGAGGGCCAGCAAGUGACAAGAGUGGAGCUGUAGUGGAAGGUUAGAAUAGUUGAAUGAUGGCAGGAGGGGAAAAACAGACCUGAAUUUUAACCAAACUAAACACUUAUCACACAUUUCUAAAAGGUUGUUUAAGGUCUUAAGUGACUUUAAGCUAUAAUAUAUUACCUAGACUUGUCAGCGGGACUUGUGGGAGCUGUUUUUGUAAACUUUUAUAAAUCAGACAUAAAUCUAGCCAAAAAACAUUUGGCUGAUAUAAAAACAUAAUACUAUGAGGUAACACAGAGAGCAGGCGAAUGGAACAGCCCAACUGGAACCUAUUUUGAAUUUUUCUCAAAACAUCUUGUUGUCAACAUUAGCUUACAAUUUUACAGUUUUACAGGCCUCACGCGAACUGUACGGAAACCUAAUUUUCAUUUAACUUUGAUAAAAAGUUGGAAAAAGAAAAUGGACUUUAUUUUGAAAAACUAAUUACCAGGUUUUGUGUGCUUUUAGACUGUUUGCAGAUGCAGCAUUAAAAAUCAGAGGGGGUGAUACAUUUUUAUUGUUUUCUUAUGUAAAAUAAAACGUAAUGUGGACAUGUAGACCAGGAGGUUGGUAAUAUUGGUAUUACCAAUAUUACAGUUAAACAAAACUAAACCUAAAACUAAAAUGAGAUAAACAUUCUUGUUAACUAACAUCAAAAUAUAAAUCUAGACUUGUUAGGCUAAAAAUCAGACUAACUGAAAUGAUUAUGUGAACUUGGAAACUAAAAAAGAAUCCAGAUAUAAAUGCAAUAUUCUUAGUUUUUAUUUGUCAGCCUUAUAAAAUUUGUUAUCAUAACUUGAAACAUUGAUAGAUUUGGUUUUGUAUUUCGAUGUCUGUAUAAGUCAUCUGCUUUCCAAAAGCUCUGUGUUUUUAUUAGAAAAACAUUGUUUUUUUGCUUAUCAGCACUGAUUUUUCUAAAUCAUGCCUUUUGCAUAUACCAUACAUACAAUAAUAAUUAAAAAGACUGAAACUAAUAAAAACUAAACUGUAAAGAACAAUCACACUCUGGAAACUAAGUGAAAUUAAACUGAAUUUAAAAACAAAUAAGUCAGAAAUGAAAUAAAAGAACGCAAAAGAAAGAAAAUACAAAACUAUAAUCUGGUGAUUAUAAGCUAACCUGAAUAGCUAAUAUACAAAAAGGCUACAUAUAUGUGUUUGGUAUACUUACAGGUAGAAUGGAGUAAGUUUGGGAAAAAUUCAGAUGUUUAGCAUUUGGUACCUUAAAACAUGUCAGAUUUGACCUGUUUCAACUCUUAAAUCAUUAUCAGGACAAAGACACGGUGUGCCAUUUUGAGUGUGUUAAAGCCAGGUUUCUAUCCAAAAGCAAAUUUUAACACAAUUUAGAGAGAAGGUAGAUUUACUGGGCAGAACACUGUAGCUGAAUAUUUUAGAUGAAAGGUUUUUUGUUUGUUUGUGUUUUUUCCUGUAACAUGAUCUUUGAACACUAAUGUGACAAAAACCAUUAAAUGUACUGUAACUGUGUGUUGGUUUCAUUUGAAGGUAAGCAUGGCACUUUCCAAUAAGGCUACAUUUCAGCAUUCAAUCAUAUACCAACUCUUCAAAUUUUGAGAGAUUUUCAAGACAGAGAAACAGAAAAGGGGUCAUUUUUAACUUCUACAUUAUACUGCAUAGUGAAAUUCAGUGGUAACAGAUUUGGAUGAAAAUGAACAAAAUAGAAUCUCAGACCAGUCCCCAGCAUUGGCAUUCGCUGGUAUUACUAAAACAUAAAGAGUUAUAGAUGUUAGCCUACUCAGAAUAAUAAAAUGUUGGCUAUAGAUAAACUGUGAAUGACUGAGUCACUACAAAUGUUGUUUUUUGUUGGUUAUUUAUUCAGCCUUUUGUAUCAGGAAAAGGAAAACAAAGAAUUCUUCAUUAUAACAGCUGAAGCGUUUUCAGCUCUUUAUCACCCUGUCUUUAACAAGUACAAAAUUGGUCUGAUGCAACAAGUGAAUAUCAACCCCUGCCACUUUUAUACAACAACACAACAGGCAAUACUGUAUUGCUUACAUUACUGUAACUAAAUAACUAGCUAAAUAAAUUAUUAUUUGACAAAGUUACAGAUAUACUAACUGGGAAAACACUGGGAUUCAGCCCCUAAAAAUCAAAAACUAGCUGAUCUCCUGUUCAUGCUGGGUACAGCUAACAGCAGUUCCACACAGCAGUCUCAGAAUAGCAGAAGAGAAGACUAACCAAAUGAUUUUUAUGGUCCAGGUGCUGAUACUUUUUGAUCAAAGUACAUAGACAGUUCCCUACCUGUGAAUCUAGUCCUUCAGCAUAUUUCAUCUGAGUUCAAUUCUCUUGACUAUUUUUGCAACAAAGAGAGGGAAACAUAACCUCUUGCUCGGUGGUUCAUCACAACUUAUAUGGUCACCUGGAAUACACCACUGGCACUGUACAUGUGAAAGGUUACAUCCAUCCGUUUUUAUUUCCCUGCAUCAUUUCUAUGCAUUUGUAAUCAGUUUCUAUUCCUUUAUUCUGAAAUUGAAGUGAAGAAUAUGAAAGGUAAUCUUUUGUUUGUCUUUUUUUUUAUUCUUUAAUUGUGACUAACUGGAUUUUGCUUUUCAUUACUACAAGCGGAGUGUCAGAAAAGGAAACGUGUGCUUUUGUAAUGCUUAGCGGUGGCUUAUGUCGCAUCGAGAGCAUCUUGUCUGUGUGGUACACACAAGCAAACUCAACGUGCACCUUCAUCCUGGAUGUGUAUCAGCUGUGUUUACUGUAUCCCAUUGACACGUUGAAAUUCAGUUCUUUGAUAAGUGAGCUCAUACACACUCUUACACAAACAUAUUUUCACUGUGUAUAAUGCUUUGGUGUAAGACUAACCCUGUUUCAUGAGAUAAAAACUUCACUGUUGCACCUAUGACUUCCCGUCACCUGAGUUGGUCGGUCCGAUGCUCUUUCCUGCUUCACGCAUGGCCUUUGGCUUCAUAUCACUAUUCUUGUGCCUUGUUUAACUACUGUAAAUGGUGAAUGUUUGUAAAGUACAGAUGGGGAUGAAAAAAAAGAACAAUUAAUCAUACUGACUUACAUUAAAGGUAUAAGUUGAAAAAAGUAUUUAAGAUUAUAAUAAUGAAUAGGCUGCAGAGCUUUUCUAGUGCUGAACAGCUAUGUUUGGUAAUGCCAGGGCAGCUUUGCGGUAUACUGUAUCUAUAAUUAUGGACAUUUUGGAUGUUUUCUGUACAGUAGAAUUUGCAAAUGUAUAUGCAGCCUUUUGGAAAUAAAUGUACAGUUGAAAGAUCAACUUGUCUCAAGUAAUUUUUCAUUUUCCGUUGGCUAAUGCACAUGGGAUGACUCAACACACUGGGGGGUUGGUGGGUGACAGUAAUACCCUCCUCUCUAGGGGACUGUAGUUGUGAUGAUAAUGGAGGGUUAUGCUUGCAGGCGUUGCUUUAUUUUUUGUCGAUGUAACCAAACUGAAACAAGCAGUCCACAAGGUGCCAGGGGCAAAAAUGUCAGAGAUUUAUUCUCUAAAGUGUUCAGUUUGAGUGUACAUGUUUAUUUAGGAGAAUGUAGAUUGGCUUUCUCCAAUUAAAUUAA